This is a messenger RNA of Klebsormidium nitens, 781 nucleotides long. Lineage: Eukaryota; Viridiplantae; Streptophyta; Klebsormidiophyceae; Klebsormidiales; Klebsormidiaceae. The record is from the annotation of a GenBank genome assembly.
CUGUCAAUGUCAGAAUUGACAGACUUGGAAGGGAAAAAACGAGCUGUGGGCGCCCACGAAAAAUCCACUUUGUCACAGUAAUCAAGCUUUCUCGAAGUCACCUUGCUCAUACCUGGGCUCAUUUCCGCACUCUGCAGACGUUGAGCUCAGGAUGGCUGGAGCUCACGCAGACCUGCAUGCACGGAAGAUCAUGAUUGCCAUGGACGGCGGGCCAGAGAGCUGGUACGCUGUCAAGUGGGGCAUUGAGAACGUGGUGCGAUUUGGUGACAACGUGCUCAUUCUCUAUGUGGGGCCCAAGGAGGAAGAGACGGGCGACUACAGCGCAAAGGCGCUCAUGUGGGAGAAGGGGGGCACACCUUUCAUCCCGCUCAUGGAGUUUGGCUCGCUUGCGAGCUUCGGGCUGAAGGGCUUCACCCCCGAGCUCCUCGCGGAGCUCGAGCAGCUUUCGAAGGACCUGAAGCUGACAAUCUUCGCACAGGUCUACUUCGGCAACGCUAAGGAGAAGAUUGUGACCGCCGCCGAGCAGAACGGUACGGACCUGAUUGUGAUCGGGCACCGGGGGCUCGGGAAGUUCCAGCGGCUCUUCUCAGGCAGCGUGAGCGCGCACGUGGUCGAAGAGACGGACUGCCCCGUGGUCGUCGUCAAGCUGCCCCGGGAGAAGUAGAUGCACCUUAGGGGGCAGGUUUGAGGGGGGGAGUUGUGUGAGGUUUCUUGGCCGGGAAUUUGUUCGGUUGGUCGUUGUAAAGCUGCCCCGGGAGAAGUACAGUGCACCCGCCGGGGG